UUUGUAUUUCUCCUGCUUUCUUCCUCUCUUCCUUUACUUUUGAGAGAAACCACAUUUCCGCUCCUGGCCAAAGAGACCUUGGAGGCUGCUGAGGAGAUAAAGGUGUUGGGACCGCUGUGACUUGCACCGCCCCCUCUUCCUCACCCUUAAGUUCCCCCCCUCCUCGGGAGACUUUUUUUUCUCCUUCGGGCGCUCUCUCUCUCUCUCUCUCUGCUUUGACGUGUCUGCGCUUCCCCUCUGACCUGGCCUAGAAAAGACUCAGCCCCUGAGAGAUGCUCUAGAAGUCAGCGCCCCAGAGCCCUGAGAGGCGGGAGGAUUCAGUUGGCACAGCCGGCUCAGCUGGACGGAGCAGAAAGAUGGGCUCCUAUGGACGGGGAUUCACGCUGGGAUGCUGCCUGCUGCUCGCCAUUGCCUGGGGCCCAGCCCUGAGCCUUGUGCCCCGGGGUCAGCAGGAACAGCUGGAGUGGGAAGAGAAAGAGGAGCUGCCACCUCCUCUGGACCAUGAGAAGAGGGAUGAAGAAACACAUGAGAAGCAUACCCCCAGCCAGGGCAAAGACCUCCCCACGUCCAGGUGCUACCGAUGCUGUGACCCUGGCACGCCUGUCUACCAGACAAUCCCACCACCCCAAAUCAACAUCACCAUCCUGAAAGGUGAGAAAGGUGACCGAGGGGAUCGAGGCCUCCAGGGGAAAUAUGGUAAAACAGGUUCUACGGGUGCCAGGGGCCAUAUUGGUCCCAAAGGGCAGAAGGGGUCCAUGGGGGCUCCUGGAGACCGCUGCAAGAGCCAUUAUGCAGCCUUCUCCGUGGGCCGGAAGAAGCCCCUGCACAGUAACGACUACUUCCAGCCCGUGGUCUUUGACACGCAGUUUGUGAACCUCUACGAACACUUCAAUAUGUUCACUGGCAAGUUCUACUGCUACGUGCCAGGCAUCUACUUCUUCAGCCUCAACGUACACACUUGGAACCAGAAGGAGACGUACCUGCACGUCAUGAAGAACGAGGAGGAGGUGGUGAUCCUGUAUGCGCAGGUGAGCGACCGGAGCAUCAUGCAGAGUCAGAGCCUGAUGCUGGAGCUGCGGGAGCAGGAUGAGGUGUGGGUGCGUCUCUUCAAGGGCGAGCGGGAGAACGCCAUCUUCAGCGAUGAGUUCGACACCUACAUCACCUUCAGUGGCUACCUGGUCAAGCCAGCCUUCGAGCCCUAGCCGCCACCCUCCGCAGGACUGUCCCAGACUGAUGACCUCCUGGCCUGUCACCCCUGCCCAUCCCUGUAUUCUGUGGACACUGGAGCCCUGCCCCAGGAUGAUCCCAUUGCCUCUCCUCUCCAUCCUGGCCUCUUUGGCCUCGGUUUUCUCAGUUUUGUUUUUUUUGACAAGAUGCCCAUGGCCGCUGGGAAGCCCAAAGGGCCGUGUGAUUCCAGGUCUGGCUGCUGCUCUCCAUAGAUGAAAUCAUUGGGCGGGGUGCCUGUGAGGACGUUGGGGGACCUCCAGCUCCUGUGUACAAAGCCUUAGACGACCCUGUGGUGUGUGUGUUGUGGCCACAGGGUGCUCCAGAGCAUAGCCCCUGUGUGUUCCCAUUCCUGGACGUAAUUAAGUAAAUGCCAUGGGUUUAAAAGCAACAAAGUAAAACAGAGAAGAGACAGGAAAGCAGUGUUAGUUUUGGCCUUUCAGCCAGCUGGCUCUGAGAGAGAGAGAGAGAGAGAGAGAGAGAGAGAGAGAGAGAGAGAGAGAAUAUGGAUCUAAAGAAUCCAUUGGAUGGAUCCAAGGAUGACAAUGAAGGAGCCCUCUAUUAGGCCAUGCGUGAGCUUUCUUGGGGACAGCAGGACUGACCUCCAAACUCUGUGGAAUUGCUGCAGUCUUGUCCAGGGGCCUGUCAGUCUUUCUGAGCCACAAUAGUGAAAGGGUGAGGGCAGGGCAACAAAUGUUAGCUCCCAAGAGGGGCAGCAGGCCCACUGUUCUUGACUCCGAACUGGGGGCAGUAUCUGGCUUGCUCCAACUCACAGGCUCCUGGCCAGUGGCUGGGGACCUCAGGGAUUCCUGUACCUGCAGAUUUCUCUAUAAGAAGGAAAGCUCCUAGCGUACCCCAGCACCCCUCGGCUUUCCUUCACUUCCCUGAGCUGCUCUGGAACCCCAGCAGGUUGGCCCCCUGCUUGUUGUGGGACCAGUUCCCCAUUUCUCCUUCCAGAUGGAUCAGCCAUGGAAGGAAGCAGGCCUUUGAUUUGGGGUCCAUCUAGCUGCCCCUCAGCAGCCUGUGUCCCAUCUUCUCGCUGGUUCAGUGUCCUGUCUGGGUGCUUGAUACGUUAGCCUGCAGGAGCUGAUGAGUCUGACAGGAUACCUAGCCUGACACAGCUCUAGCCAACCUAUGGCAAUGUGGUCCUGGAGCUGGGGAGAACCAAACAAAGCUAGAGAGUACAUCCUACCUAUGUCUGGGUCACUUCUGAUGUGGUAGAAGAGGAAACAUGAAAUUCAUAUCCUGCUACCAGACUCAGGGACGGCUUCAGGGCUGAUUCUCAGAUCUCAGAGAACCUGUGUCCUUUGCCCAUCUCGGCCCGUGUUGAUGACCAGGGCCUGGGUACUGGCUAUUUUGUGCCAAUCAAGUUUUGUUUGCUGCUGCCUGCUGGCCCUGGGCGUCUGACUGUUGGGGCUCAGUGUUUGCAGAGACCACCUCUGAAGGGGCUUCUGCAAGCCAGGUCCCCUGGGUGUGCCUGCAGCAGACGCCCACUGCCACCUGGGCUUUGCCCUGCUCUGUCCAGAAAACAUUAAACUUGCCUUGGCGACCUACAGGAAGCUGACCUCUUUGCUCACUGGAUAGUCUUCCUCCUUCCCUCAUCCUAUCUAGUAGCCACUUUCUGCCUUUUAAAGGCCAAUUGCGUUCUUGGCUUUGUACUCAGGGCCCAAAUCGCCAGUUCCUACCAGGGAGACGUGGAUUUCCUGAGUAUGGUUCAGUAGCUGUUUGGUGUGUGGACGGGGUCUGGGGACUCACGGAUAGUGACAGGACAUAGUUUGUUCUUCUGUGCUGGAGUGUGGGGCCCUGGGACUAGCAGAGCGGGUAGCCCCCUGGUCUGCACUGCAGCCUGGACAUCUGUAUGACCGUCCUGGGGCUGUGGCAUGAAAAUCCAGAAACCAACCAGGUGCCUUCAAACAGACAAAUCUCUGGAGGUCAGAGUUCAAAAUCCAGGUGCGAGCAAGUAACAACGUAGUGCUCCUAGCAAGAGUGGGGAAGGGCACUUCCGGCCACCUGUGACUGCAGGCAUUCCUUGCCUGGAGGGAGGAACCAUAUCAGCCUUCCUGCCCUGACUCCAAGUGACCUGCUUCCCACAGCGCCUUUCAAGAACACUUAGGGAUGCAUUUAGGGUCUCCCCUAAAUUUCGGAUUCAUGCUCAAGAUUUAACUUAAACACACCUGCUAAGGGAUUUGUGAAUGGACAUACUGACAGGCUCCAGAGGUCAGGGUGUCUGUGUGUGUUUUGGGGAUCACAGUGAAGCUUGUGACGGCUCAUGGGCUUGGACGCUGUUGACAGCCCCUCUCUGGCCCCGCAGUGGAGGGUAGGCACUUCUUCUUUCUGCUGGCCAACAAGGUUGGCAGGCAGCCCUCCUUUCCACCUACUGGCAGCUGGCUUGGAAGCUAGAAUCAGCAGCUUGGCAAACAGCUGGUCUUCUGACUUUGCCUGGUGCUGGGAGCCCAUGUGGCCACGCUGGUGCUGGGAGCCCAUGUGGCCAUGCCCAGUCUUGGGAUGGGGCCAAAACGGAGCAGGUGGACAGGGCCCUGAUCAAAAAGCGAGAUCCCUUCUCCACAGUGUGGAGGCUGCUGGACAGAGACAGGCCCUGCUGGUGCCUGGAAGUGGGACCCGGUGCUUUUCCCAAAGGGGCAUGGAAGGAAUGUGUUGGCCUUAGUCAAGGGCCACUGGCUGCCUGCUCCCCUGUCCUGUGGCCUGGGUACAGGCAAUCUACAGUUGUCCUGGCCACCGUGGGGAAGAAGGCAGCAUUUGCUUUGGGGCCCGUCUGAUUCUUCUCCCUAUCCGCCCCGCCCCGCUUUUUCCUUUUCUAAGAAGGGUAUCAUGUG
Messenger RNA from Microtus ochrogaster (prairie vole), 4058 nucleotides. It is a transcript of the gene C1qtnf1, whose product is annotated as C1q and TNF related 1. Gene Ontology annotation, molecular function: protein binding. NCBI's taxonomy places the organism in Eukaryota, Metazoa, Chordata, Mammalia, Rodentia, Cricetidae. The record is from RefSeq and is a predicted model, not a curated record.